AUGUUGUAUCUACCCAAAUAUAAUGGAACCACAGACCCUCAAAAGCAUGUAACCUCGUACACUUGCGCGGUUAAAGGAAAUGAUAUGCAACCGGACAAAAUUGAAUCAAUUUUGCUCGAGAAAUUCGGUAAAACACAGUCCAAAGGGGCAAUGGCAUGGUGCUCUUUACUUCCGGAGCAUUCGAUUAAUUCCUUUGAAAUGCUUGCGGAUGCUUUUAUCAAGGCACAUGCUGAAGCAAAGAAGCUAUUAAAGAAUGGCCAUUUAAGAGAGUUCUUCAGUGAUAGAGCCAAAGAGAACUACGGCAAGAAUAGGGAUUCAAGCAAGCAGGAGGUUCAGAUUGAGCCACUACACGUGAUUAAUGUGAUAACCGAUGGACCUGGGUUUACAGGAACAUCCUUUGUAGCAAAAAAGGAUAAGUUUUCUGUAACACGGGAAAGGAGGUCCCGGAGCCUCAUACAAAAGAGAGCAAUAACAUUCACUGAUGAAGAUGCGAAAGACAUAACUUCAUCACAUAAUGAUGCUUUAGUAAUUUCUAUUAUGAUUAAUUAUUUUAGAGUUAAGAAUGUUUGGGUUGAUCCAGGUAGUUUAACUAACGUCAUUCAAUGGAGAGUCAUUGAGCAACUGGCAAUGAUGGGCGAGCUAACGCCAUCCGCAAGGAUACUUAGAAGAUUCUAUAAGGCAAGCAAAACAACGAAGGGUGAAAUCAUGUUGACAGUCAAUGCAGGAGGAGUGAUCAAGCAUACAAGGUUUUACAUCGUAGACGGUGGCAUGAGAUACAAUGCUAUCUUCAGUAGACCUUGGAUUCAUGAUAUGAAGGCAGUUCCUUCGAUACUGCACAGGCAGAUAUAG
Molecule: messenger RNA, 849 nt
Organism: Lycium barbarum (goji berry)
Lineage: Eukaryota; Viridiplantae; Streptophyta; Magnoliopsida; Solanales; Solanaceae
Exons: 2
Coding region: 1-849 (282 amino acids)
Source: RefSeq, a predicted model, not a curated record